CAAUGUUACGCGUCGGCCUCCGGUUCGCUCCCGAGCUGCGGACGCCGCGCGCCUGCGGCCCGCAGUGCGGCACCAGCACCAGCGGCGCUGCAGGAUGGGUUGCCUACCUCGCGGGAGCGCUCCGCCUCACCCUAUCCAUGCCUCUGUGCGUUGCAGGGAGAAGCUCACGCACGUCAACACCACGUUCCACGAGAACGGCACCAUGACGUACAUGGCGGUGAGGCAGGCCAUCUUCCUUCCGGAGCUCAACACGCUCAGCCUUAACGACACCCUCACCGUGCCCAACCUGGCCGUCUUGGGCAUGGCGUCGUACCUGCACGACGCCUCCUUCUUCACCAAGCUGGCCUUCAACGUGAUCCUGCAGCGGCUCGACUCCAAGCCCCUGGCAAACGUGACCGUCCAGGAGUACAUGUGGAACCUGACAGACCCGCUGGUGGACGUGACGCGCAAGCUGGUCCCCCACCUGGUGCCCGUCGAGAAUAUGGGUGUCCUGCACACGAUCUACAACGACUUCACGGACGAGGUGUCCGUGUUCAUCGGGCCGGAGAACGAGCGUCGCUUCUUCCAGAUGGACCGCUUCCACGGCGACCGGAACCUGGGCUGGUGGCCCGCCGACCGCUGCGACUCGGUGUACGGCAGCACGGAGGGCGUCUCGUACCACCAGGGCGUCCUGGCCGACGACGAGCUGCGGUACUUCCGGAAGACGCUGUGCCGCGUCACCCCGCUCUACUUCGCGCGCGAGGAGGAGCGGCUCGGCAUGAGGGCGCUGCGCUUCGAGCUCCCCGACGACGUGUACGACCGGCCGGCCAACGCCACGCCCGAGACGGACUGCUACACGAGGCCAUACCAGAAGCCGCUGCCGUCCGGGCUCACGGACCUCGCCCCCUGCUACUACAAUUUCCCGGUGGCCGCCUCCAUGCCGCACUUCUACAGUUCGCCGCACCUGCACGAGGUGGUGGGCGGCAUGCAGCCGGACCGCAGCAAGCACCACUCCUACGUCAUCGUCGAACCGACGACAGGAGUGCCGAUGAACGCCGCAGCCCGGAGUCAGUCGAAUCUGAUCGUGCACGACGUGGGCGACAUCCACGGUGUAGGGAGGUUCUCCAACCAGGUCAUCCCCAUGUUCUGGGCCGAAUACAACCAGGUCGGGCUUCCGUGGUACAUCCAGUUCACCAUGUACUUCACGGUGAUGGUGCUGCCGUGGUCGCAGCGCCUGUGCACGGCCGCCAUGAUGCUGGCCGGCGUGCUCAUGGCCGUGCUGGGCUACCGCCGCGCCGCGCGCCGCCACCGCGCCGUGCGCAGGCGGCUCCUCAGGCGGAAGGCCGCCGCCGCCAAGGCAACACCGCUGUCGUCCUACAGCUCGCUGGACCUCUUGCCCUCCUCGUCGGGGUCCUCGACGGGGGCGUCGUCGGCGGCCUCAACGAGCGGGUCAACGGCGGAGACACCCCUGUCGUCGUCCAACUCGUCCUCGUCAGAGAGGGUAGCCUCCAGCUAGACACGUUUUUUAAAUAAUUUAUUUCUUUCGGUGCUGAAUCGGUUCCGGGGAGGGUCGCUGCCGCGUCCAACUGGGACUGUGAUGGACCGAGGACCAAAGUUCCUUUCGCACGGGGUGGCCCAGUCAUGCCCCAGUGCUCAACCCUGCAGUCCGUCCCUAGUUUUGCGUGUACAAGCGGUCUGCUGGAGCGAGCAAAGUAGUUCGUAAGAAUGGCUCGUUGAAGACUGUUUUUUGUAUAGGCCUCAAACGAAAGAAAAUAUACCCACUGAGGUAUAAACUUCCAAACGAUACCGAAACCACAUCGUUUCGAUGUUGUCUCACUGGAAAACGGAGGGCCGGCGGCGUUCUUCCUAGCUAAGACUGGUUCCAUGUUGCUUUCUAGCAGUGAGCGAGAUGUUAUCUGGUAAUUUUGAAUUCCUGUUUUAAGGUGGCUCUUUUCUUAGCACAACUACCAGCAUAGAGAAAUGUCACAGUCCAGACGCAGAGUACUGACGCACGGAACGUAACUUUUCCCGAGGCAGAGCGCCUGCAAGGCGAAGGAUAUACCAACCCGCAAAGCAGCUGUGUAGGGCGGCCCAGACUGAGUGUCCAGUCAUGUGGGUGGACUUGGGCCGUCUGCAAAGGGAACGCUUGUCGUGUUGCACUCCACGUUCACAGUACGUAACCUUUAAAAAAAGGGGGGGGGGUGUAAAAAGUCGCCGACCCCAUGUCCAUUGCUAAACCCAAUAACACGUGUGCCUGCUGUGAGCCGCAACCGUUUGGUGUCGUCCCCCAGUAAUAGGAAAUGGCCUAAUUCCGCUACCGCGACAGUCCUAAUAAAACAUCAGCGACCAAAGUGUACCGGGCUUAUUAUUUACCAAAGCGGUGCUAAUGCAAGAAGCUCAUAAAUAGAAUUUUAUAGUCAUGACUAUGGCAGUGAUGUUUUUAUACAGAUUCAAUCAUGUCCGUGUCUGUCCCUAUGUAAACGCCAAAUUUAUAAGAACAAUCACAUUUUUUUUAAAUACCGGGUUCCGCUUGGCAAUUAGAGGUCUCUAAGGAGAAAGACCUCAAUUUGAGUUUGGCAUGUCAAAUGACAGAAAAAAAUCGAAUCAGUAAGAGGUGGGCAGGUCAACAGGGUCUUAUUUUUAAGCGGGUAGGUAGCUGUAAUAAUUCAGUCCAAAAUCCCUUAAGCAUGCUUAAGUUAGAAAAUAUUUUAUUUGAUGUUAUUACCAUAGUAGGGAACUUUUUCAAAGUCUGCUCCUGAAUUUGUUGAAAGUUGGCCGAUGAGGAAACAAGAAUGGUCUGUUCUCACUCGUCAAGGCUUUGUAAAUGUCAUUUUCUUUCGCAAAUCUAAACUAUUUUAAGGAUAAAAUGUGUACCGUAACAAUAUCGUAAAUUCUUGGGUAGAUAAUAUGAGCUGCUUCGUUAUAUGAAUUUCAAUUAUUAGAGAUGUGAGUCAGCAAAAUUGUGCACAUUGAAUUAUCAUGUCGAAUUGCUUAUGCCUUGUGGUUUGUUUAAUUUUUAUCAAAUUGAUUUAGAAACUAGUUACACAUGUUAUGUUGUUCCAUACAUUGCUCAACACACCAAAACUGCGGGUACAAGUGUAUUUUGUCAUCUAUUUGUACAAAGACAACCCUUGUGGAACAAGGGCCUCUCACAUACAUGUACGAUUUAGGAAGGGCACUUUUAUUGUCACCCUUGAGCCCUUAUUACCUUAGGUUUAAAAGUGAUUAGUAGUUAUGUUUUGUCUGUGAUUACUAUUUUAUACCGCCUAAAAAUGUUAAAUAAUACACUUUUCAUGUAAGAAAGCAAUAAAUAUUUCUAUCAACAAA
Frankliniella occidentalis (western flower thrips) is the source of this 3306-nucleotide messenger RNA. RefSeq names its product scavenger receptor class B member 1-like. The record is from RefSeq and is a predicted model, not a curated record. Bases 95 to 1495 code for a protein of 466 amino acids. Gene Ontology annotation, cellular component: cytoplasm; membrane. Lineage: Eukaryota; Metazoa; Arthropoda; Insecta; Thysanoptera; Thripidae. Gene Ontology annotation, molecular function: scavenger receptor activity. The transcript has 6 exons.